Mercenaria mercenaria is the source of this 10695-nucleotide messenger RNA. RefSeq lists its product as uncharacterized. The record is from RefSeq and is a predicted model, not a curated record. NCBI's taxonomy places the organism in Eukaryota, Metazoa, Mollusca, Bivalvia, Venerida, Veneridae. The coding region runs from base 327 to 1280 and encodes 317 amino acids. The transcript has 2 exons.
ACAGUUCAAUCAGCGCUUAGUAAUGGCUGCGCCCAGGUAAAAUUAUUACAGGUGUAAUAAAAUGAGAUUUAUUUUCUAUUUCUCAACUACAUGUGCAUUUUAAUGUGCAGAAUUUUGUCUCCACUAUGUAAUAAGUAAAAUAUAUAAUUAAAAGACGGAGAUUUGGUUCCAGUAGUUUGGAUUAAUCGACAUUUAUCAGUGUCAAAACGGUGUUUGUUGACAAACGAAUUACGUGAUUACGGAAGUGUCAAAGUACAAACAAUAAAUAAACUGCCUUAAAGAGACAUAAUGAUUUCUCGUGACUAAACUAUUUCUUGUGUUAAAAAAUGCCGUCGAAAAAAGAGAGGCUUGAAAUGCUGGCCCGGGUAUGGAGUACCCCCACCCCCUUUGAUAUAGAUUUCUUUGACAAAGGAAAUGAGGUUGUGAUAGUGUCUUCAUACCGAGAUAUUGUGCCAUGGUGGAUGAACAUUUUCAAAGUGAUGUAUCCAAAUGAUACAUUUAGAGAAAAGGAAGAGAUCAUAAAGAUCAGUGUUGGACCGAAAGUGACGCUAAAACUUAACAAGAGGUCGGGAACUUUGAAAGUGUGUGGGAAAGAACAUCUGUUAUGGAUGACAGAUGAAUUUCCAAAUGUUCUAGAGACAGGAAAUGAUGAGGUGGAGGAACUUGCAGAUGCAUCGGACACAUCAGUCACCAGAUUCUUGCAGCUCGACAAAAAUGUUGAAGAGGUACAAGACUUGAUAGAUAUGAUACCUGAGGGUGGCGGAAUAAUGAUGCAUGACUUUAUUAUGAAGAUGUGGAAAAGCUUGAUCGAUGAUUGGCUGGGAUGCGGGGCCACAGUAUAUGUUGUCACCCCGAGGAUAGAUGAGGAGCGAUUGUUUCAAAUGUUCCUUCUUAUGAUCCGGAACAAGGGAACAGGGUUUCAUAUCACCCUGGUUACACCAAGCAAAUCCCCUGAUGGUGUAAAGUUCAUCAAAGUGUUAAAUACGGCAAGGCGUAUGAUGAAAAAGACGCGCACUCCAAGAACACAGAAGCGUCUUGUCUCAGACAUUAAAAUGCAUUGGGCAAUGACAAAUUUGAGUAUGCACCAUGAAAACUUUUCCACAAAUUUCAUCGCUGGUUUCAAAGAUGAAGAAGCUGAAGUUCUCAGCACAACUGCACAUUUUCACAAAGCUCAUUUUCAUACAAACCAAAGGGACAAUGUGAGUUACAAUAAAAUCAGUACAGAUGAACUUAGACGGAACUACUUGUUCCCACUAGGACUAAGUCCAGUCAACUAUUGAAUGUAGGAAAUAUUUUCUAGCAGACUGUUGGAGGAUACAGCUGCCAUUACCCCCUGAAUAAACACCCCCAUGGGCAUUGCAUGCUUAUAAAAGAAUAAAGCUGAAAAUGAAACGUUUAAUGAAAACAUUUUAGCAACACCAAAAUAAUGCUUAAGUCAUUUGACAUUUUUUUUGUAAAGAGUGGGUGGGAGUGUUUAUACAGGGGAAUACAAAGGUGCAGGUUCAUACAUAUCUUGUUUAAAUUAUACAAACAUGGAGGUGACACAAAGUUUGUCAAACCUGCAAAAGCUUGACUGUAUUGGGGCCAUUCUAUUGUUUUAAGACAGAAAAUACAUGUUUUGAUAGAAAGAAAUAUCUUUUUUAUCAGAAUAUAAUUCUUUAUGGAUCGAGAAUAAUUCUUGAUGUCAAGAAAUCAAUAUAAAACAAAUGUCUUAAAAAAUGAAAAAUGGCACAACAAAUUAUAGUGAUUUAGUACAUCGAUGUAUUGUGAUGAAAUUUUGAGGUCGAAAUUGGCUAUUGUGAUUGCUCUGUGUUCAUCAUUGUGCAUCAUCAUCAAAUUGAUAACACUCAGAAUGUCACAAUUUGACUCAUUCUUAAUGAGACCUGGUCAGAACGUUUGCAUCAAUGAAAUCUUGGACGAUAAUUGGUUGUAUCUUGGACAAAAAUUAUUAAGUGGUUUAGUCAGAUCACAGAAAAACAUUUUUAACACUUUAUAUGUAACAUUUUCUAGCUGACAUACAGGAAACCUGGUCAGAAUGCUUUUCUAUCCAGGCUAGGCUUGAGUAAAAAGUGAGGUCACAAGAGUGGGUAUAUUGCUUUGCACCUGUCAGUCGUGUCGGUCAGUCCGCAGUCCAUGAACACUUAAUGCCCAAUAACUUGAGAACCACUUCACCCAGAACCUUCAAACUUGGUAGCAUUAUUGGGCUUAUAAAGUAGACAAAAAUUAUAGCUUUUGGGGUCAGUAGGUCAAAGGUCAAUGUCACAGGGGCCUGAAACUUGAAAAUGGUUUCCAUCCAAUAACUGGAAAACCACCUGACUUAGAACCUUCAAACUUGGUAGCAUGAUAGGGCAUUAGGGCUCAUCAAGUAAUUGACCCUGUAGUUUUUAUGGUUAAUAGGUAAAAGGUCAGUGUCACAGGGGCUGGAACUCUGAAAACAUUUUCUGUCCAGUAACUUGAGAACCACUUGACCCAGAACCAUCAAAGUUGAAGCUUGAUUAGUCUUAUGAAUUGGAUGAUCCCUAUUGUUUUUGGGGUCUGUAAGUCAAAGGUCAGGGUCACAGGGGCUGGAACCUUGAAAACUGUUUCCGCCCAAUUGCAGUGUUUUUGACCCAGAACCUUCAAACCUAGUAGAUUGAUUGGGCUUAUGAAGUAGAUGACCCCUAUAAUAUUUUUGGUCAGUAAGUCAAAGGUCAAGGUCACAGGGGCCGGAACCUUGAAAACAAUGUCCGCCCAAUAACUUGAGAACCACUUGACCUAGAACCUUCAAACUUAAAAGCAUGAUUAAAUAUCUGAAGUAGAUGACGCCUAUUGUUUUUAGGGUCAACAGGUCAAAGGUCAAUGUUACAGGGACCUGAAAUUGAAAACGGUUUCUCCUCGAAACUUGAAAAUCACUUGACCAAGAACUUCCGAACUUGAUAGUGUGAUUUGGCAUAUGAAAUAGAUGGCCCUUAUUGUUUUGGGGGUCAAUAAGCCAAAGGUCAAGGUCACAUGGACCUGAACUUUGAAAACUGUUCUGCCCGGUAACUUGAGGAUCACUUCAUCAAGAUUCUUCAAACCUCAUAGCUUGAUUAGGCUUAAUGAAGUAGAAGACUCCUUUUCUUUUUAGUGUCAGUAAGUCAAAGGUCAGGGUCACAGGGGCCUGACCCUUGAAAGCAGUUUCCAUGCAAUAACUUGAGAACUACUUGACCAAGAAUCUUCAAACUUAGUAGCAUGAGUGGGCUUAUGAAGUUGAUGACCCCUAUUGUUUGUGGCGUUAGUAGGUCAAAGGUCAAGGUCAAAGUGAUCAUGUGACUGAAAAUAGGACAAGCCAUCAUAGGGGCAUAUGUGUUUUACAAACACAAACAGCUCUUGUUUAUUUUGUUUCAAUGUUUCAACUUAUUUUGGCUGCAAACAGGGAUAAAUUAAACUGUUGAAGGUUUUAUCAGACAGAUUUUGAUUAGUCAAUUUUCAAAAUGGGAACUGUAGAAUUGCUUGAAUCUGUCUGUCAGUCUGUCCAAAUGUUUGUCUGCUCUGUAACUUCCUUAGGCAAGGGUCAAUUUUCAAAUUGCUUAAUGCAUUAUGUUGACCACUUGCAAUCUGCUACAUGGAAAACCUAGGCCCAAACCUCAAGGUCAAGGUCACACUUGAGGUUAACAGUAAUCGCCAUUUAUCAAGGGAUUUUGAUAUUACUUAGCAGAAGUAUUCCCCAAAUUGAUACAUUGUGAUGGGCAGAAGCUGUAGUUCAAAGGUCAAGGCCACACUCAGAUGUCAAAGAUUAAAGGUUAUAUGUAUUGUCCAGGCUUUAAAAAACUGCAUAGAUGAUGAUGGAUAUUAAAAAAAAUCUUGGCAAAGACAUAAACCUGUCAUAUGUACCAAAGUAAAUUUUCUUCCUUUUUGUGCCCCCCCCCCCCCUCCCCCACCCAUGAGCGGUGGGGGCAUAUAGAUUAGCUCUUGUCCGUGCGUGCGUCUGUCCAAAGUUCGUGACAUGCCUAGCUCAAAAAGUAUUUGAUAUAAAUUGAUGAAACCUUGCAUGAGUCUUUACCAUGGUGUGAACUUGCGCACCUCCUAUUUUUCAUCUGGCUCUGCCCCUAUUUUUAGAGUUAUGGCCCCUGAAAUAGUCAAAAAUGCACAUUUUCACCUUGUGACACGCCUAGCUCAAAAAGUAUUUGUUAUAGAUUCAUGAAACCUUGCUUGAGUCUUAAUCAUGAUAUGAACUUGCGCACCACCUAUUUUUCAUCUGGGUCCGCCCCCUAUUUCCAGAGUAAUGGCCCCUGAAAUAGUCAAAAAAGCACAUUUUUACCUUGUGACACGCCUAGCUCAAAAAGUAUUUGAUAUAAAUUGAUGAAACCUUGCAUGAAUCUUUAUUACAGAGUUAUGGCCCUUGAAAUAGCCAAAAUAGCGGAAGUUUUGUUUGUGAUGCGCAAAGCUCAGAAAGUAUAUGGUGUAGAAUAAUGAAUCCAUUUCAUAUUUUUUUUUUUUUGAGGCUAUACCCCAUUAAGACUGCAAACAUUUGAAUGAUUCACCCUUAUUUGUGACAAAUGUACCAGUGGGGGGCACACCCUGUGUCCUACAGACACAUUCUAGUUUUGUUGUUGUCGUAUUUCAUCAAAUUACGGAACUUUACUUCCUUUUUACUAUUUUCUUUCCAAUUUAAGAAUGUUAUUAUAAAAAUAAGAUGUUAGAUAUUCAUAGAUAUUUACAAUGAAGAUUUUACAGACAUGCAAAUUCAAACCCAGACUUUUUGCAUGAUAAUAUAAUAUAUUCUAUAGAUUGUGUAUAAUAUAUUAUUACAUUAUUCUUCACAACAAAUGGCAAGUUGAUAGUCUGUGCUAUUGACCAGUUGAUAGCUCAGCAUAGGGUUGCUGGACUUUUGUUACAAAUUUAGAGAGCAAAAACUUCGAAAUUAAUUUCUAAUGUCAUGUAAUAAGACUUUUUAUAUAUGGACCUUGGCAGAGUGGCCAACCCAGGUGACUUAGGUAUUGUACACACAUGGAAAAUUGCUUCAUUCAGGAUACAUUAAUACAGCAAAUUUCCCUGUGUGUAUGAUAUCAAAAAAUCACUUGGUUGGGUUGGACAAAAGUUAUAAUUGUUGAUAGGCAAGCCAUUCAGUAAGUGUAUAAUAUUGUAUAUACAUUUACAUCCUUGAGGUAUCAGAUCAUAUAUUCUGCAUGCGCAGUUGAGAUAAUUAAUCCUCAACCAAUAGAAUUGUUUUAUUUUUACAACAAUAACUUGCAGGUUAUUUGUUGAAAUAUAAAUCUGGUCAUUAGUUACAGAGUUAAAGCAAAAAAUAUUUAGAUAACUCUACAAGCAAACCACUUCAUAUGAUGAAAGUUUGAUGCUUCAUAUAAAAUGUUUGAUUAGGACCAAUAUGAUUGCUGAAAUUCAAGUGGAGGUCAAGUGUCGCAAAACAUUUAUGACUUUAUUAAACCAAUCAUCGAAGUGACAUUUCAUGUUGAUAAUAGUAAGAAAAUGGACUUUUAUAAUAUUAUGUUUUUGUUAAAUUUAAAAAUGAAAAUUUUGGUUGCCUAUAUUUAAAAUGGCCACAAAAAUUCAAGAUUUCACAUUUCAUUACCUUUCAGGAACAUACAUGUACUUAAUCAACUCUUACUGAGUCUGUUUAAUUUAUAAUUCCUUUGCAUUCUAGCUGUGCUUCCAAAAGAUCAUCCUUUUUGUUAUGUAUUGUUUGUCUUUACAAUAUCAGAUUAAAAGGUUUUUGCUCGACUGAUUUUUGAAAAAAAUCUAUGAGGUAUUGUUGUCACUUGAUCAUCAGCAUCGGUUAAAAUUUUGUUUAGGUCCACAUUUUCCUGAAAAACUAAAAGAGCUAUACUGUUCUCUUGAAGUCUGUAUGAGCUAUAGGUUUGAAACUUUGUACACUUGUUUAUUAUCAUAAGAUUAGUAAGUAGGUCAAGAACCAUAACUCUCUCUCUUGUGCAUUUUGUCAGAAUUAUGGGCAUUUUUAACAUAGAAAAUCAUUAUUUCUUGGUUGUUUUUUGUUUAAGUAUUUCUUGGUUGUUAGCUCGACUAUUCGAAGAAUAGUCUAGCUAUUCUACUCACCCUGGCGUCGGCGUCACACCUUGGUUAAGUUUUUGCAUGCAAGUACAUACAGCUAUCAUUUAAAGGCAUAUAGCUUUGAAACUUAUUUAUUCUUUUUCUAGGUCAAUUACCAACCUCACUGGGUCAAGUUCCAUAACUCUAACAUGUAUUUUGAGCAAAUUAUACCCCCUUUUGGACUUAGAAAAUUCUGGUUAAAGUUUUACAUGCAAGUUACUAUCUCCAAAACUAAUGCAGAUAUUGAAUUGAAAGUUUACAUGUGUAUUUGGGGUUAUAAAACUAGUUCAUUGCACCAAGUCCCAUAACUCUGACCUUCAUUUUGGCCAAAUUAUGCCCCCUUUUGUACUUAGAAAACUUUGGUUAAAGUUUUGCGUGCAAGUACAUACAGCUAUUACUAAAAGGCAUAUAGAUUUGAAACUUAUUUUUUUCUUUUUUUAGAUCAAUUACCUACCUCACUGGGUCAAGUCCCAUUACUCUGACAUGUAUUUUGGCCAAAUUAUGCCCCCUUUUGGACUAAGAAAAUUCUGGUUAAAGUUUUGCGUGCAAGUACAUACAGCUAUUACUAAAAGGCAUAUUGAUUUGAAACUUAUUUUUUCUUUUUCUAGAUCAAUUACCUACCUCACUGGGCCAAGUUCCAUAACUCUGACAUGUAUUUUGAGCAAAUUAUGCCCCCUUUUGGACUUAGAAAAUCCUGGUUAAAGUUUUACAUGCAAGUUACUAUCUCCAAAACUAAUGCAGAUAUUAAAUUGAAACUUCACAUGUGUCUUCAGGGUUAUAAAACUAGUUGAUAGAAUCAAGUCCCAUAACUCUGACGUGUAUUUUGGUCAAAUUAUGCCCCCUUUUGGACUUAGAAAGUCCUGGUUAAAGUUUUGCGUGCAAGUACAUACAGCUAUUACUAAAAGGCAUAUAGCUUUGAAACUUAUUUAUUCUUUUUCUAGGUCAGUUACCAACCUCACUGGGUCAAGUUCCAUAACUCUUAACAUGUAUUUUGAGCAAAUUAUGCCCCCUUUUGGACUUAGAAAAUUCUGGUUAAAGUUUUACAUGCAAGUUACUAUCUCCAAAACUAAUGCAGAUAUGGAAUUGAAACUUAACAUGUUUCUUCGGGGUUAUUAAACUAGUUGAUAGCAUCAAGUCCCAUAACUCUGAUAUGCAUUUUGGUCAAAUUAUGUCCCGUUUCGAACUUAAAACUCUUUUGAUAUUUAACAUUUUGGGUAAUAAUUUCCUCCUGUGACAAUAUUUCGAAUAGUCGAGCUUUGCUGUCUUACGGACAGCUCUUGUUUUUUGUUUAAGUUCACUUUUCUUGAAUACUUUCUAUAGCUUCGAAACUUCUCAUCAAUUAAGAUGAGUAAAAAGACCAAGAACAAUAACUCUUUUCUUGCAUAUUGUCCAGCACUUACAGACGAGCGAUGGCAUCUACAGGCGGUGCUCUUGUUUUUUUCUUUUACAGCAACAUGGUUACAUUUUCAUAUUUUGACCACUUUUAUCCUGCCUGGUUCUAAUUUUACAUUAAGCAAAUAAGACCUGCAUCAAAGCAUGUGUUCUUCACUCUGUAACAUAAGGAUAGUGUCAUUUGCAUAUUCCUUGUAACAAUUUCAUGGUUAUAAACAAUUUAGGUUUCACAAAUGACACUAGGACAACUUUGUGGUGAAGCAAUUUAUAAUAUUUACAUGGUAAAUGCUCUAAUUAAAAAAGCAUGCCGCUACAAUUCUAACUGGUGACAAAGGGAAAAAAUGCUUUAUGAGUGUGUAUAAUACCUCUUUUGACAUUUAUUAUGCAUUUAACAUAAAAGAGUAGUAAAUUUAUGCAGCAAAGUUAAUUCAUGAGAGCGAACCAGUGUAUAUAACAUAAUCAUGAUAGAAGAGUAAGGUAUGCAUGGUUUUGCUUGAAGGGGAUUUCAGGCAACCCGCCUGGUUUAGCCAAUCUGGCAUACCAGUAGUUUUUCUCAAAACUUCUACACUACUGUCUACAGAUAAAAUCAAUGAAAAGAUAUUACACAGUUUUCACUUGACAUUUUCACAUGAUGCAUUUCUCCUUAUAUUAAAUUUAUUCUAAUUUUAAACAAAAUGGAGAAGUAAGGUAUGUGCCAUCUUGAAUUUUGGCCACUAUCUUUAUUUUAGGGAUUUGAUCUUAAUAAAGUGUCAAAUUAUCAACAUGCAUAUAGCAGUUUGCUUGUAGAUUUAUCUGUAUGAUUUGACAUAUUUGGAGCUAUAAACACUCCCAACUAUAUGACAUCAUUAUUGUUUUGGAUAUUACAUCAUAACUGGUUUAUACUGUACAAAACAUGCUCUUGAAGAUUUUUGCACAGAUCAGUGUGUUUUUGGCUCCACCAACAAGUCAUGCCAUGUCUUAUCAUGUACCUUGUGACUGAGCUUAGCUCAAUGGAAAUAACUAGUAAUAUGAUUUUAGAAUAAUUCAUGAUAUUUUAAUACAGAGAAGACAUAUUAACAGUAAGAAAUUGGUUCAUAGAGAUAUGGUUUCUUAUGAAUAUUUUUUGCCUUUAUUACACUUGCCUUAUCAGGAAUAUAUUUGAUGUGUACAUGUACAUUUGUACCAAUAUCAUUAGUUGUACAUAUUAUUCUUUCUGUUCUGUUUUUGCAUAGAAUAUGCCAGAAUGGGAUUGUACAAAAAUAGUACAUUUUUGAGCACCCCUCUUAACUUCCAUAAAAAAUUGGGGUGGGGGGAACACUUAGAGUUGAGUAUUUAGUUAGAAAUAUGCACACAGUAUCAGGGAUUAGGGGCACCAGUGUCCUAUGGGCAAACAUCUAGUUAAUCAUAAAAUGAAUAUAUAUUGAUUUAAUAUUGUAUAGUACUGAAAUACUAGAAUGCAUGUUUUGGAUUGUUCUCUGUUUUCAGAAAAAAAAAUGAAAUUUAAGGGAUUCUGUUUUGUUUCUAUUAUAACUGGUAUCUUAGAUAUAAGUAUAGAUUUAAUUUUUCUAUCAAUGACUUUUUCAUCUCUGUGUGAAACAAUAGUUUUAUUGUUCUUCUUAUCAGCUAGAUUUACUAAUGAUAUUAAAAAAUAAUUUCUAAAUAGUAUUGCCAAAAUACUUUAUAAUUAUGAAGCAUAGCUUUCACCACAAAAAAAUUUACAUUGUUGAUUGUUGAAGCACAGCUUUCAGAAGUUAUCUAUUCAUUUUUAUUACUAUGUUAUCAACUUUGUAAUUAAUGUUUAAAGAUAUGGAUAAUCAAGUUUGUGUUCUUUUAAAUUCCACAUGUUUACAUUAGAGUGAAAUAAUUAUAUACUGUUAAAUUUUCCUUAUCAGCAGUCUGUAGAAAGUCGGCAAACUUCCUGAAGUGACAUUUUUCUUUUUAUUUCAUAAUGCCAUACAGUCGCAUUGUGUCACCAUCUUGACUGGUUGGACUGUAGAAAUUAAUUUCACAGUAAAAAAUAUCAGACGAGGUGUAUAUUAAUAGUGCACUGACAUGGCUUCACUGUUUGAUCCAUUACAAAAACAGAAAUGCUUCUUUUUUCAUACACGUUUAAAUUUGUUUGGAAUACUUUUGACAUUACAAAAAAAGUUUGAAUUAGCUAGGAAUUCACUGGAAUCCUUUUCAGGAGACUCUGCUUCUGUGUUUGUUUCUGUUUCAUUUUUAGCUCGACUAUUCAAAGAAUAGUAGAGCUAUUGGACUCACCCAUGCGUCGGCGUCCGUGUCCGCGUCCCGAUUUGGUUAAGGUUUUGUAUGUAAGCUGGUAUCUCAGUAACCACUUGUGGGAAUGGAUUGAAACUUCACACACUUAUUCACUGUGAUAAACUGACCUACAUUGCACAGGUUCCAUAACUCUAUUUUGCUUUUUUACAAAAUUAUGCCCCUUUUUCGACUUAGAAAUUCUUGGUUAAGGUUUUGUAUGUAAGCUGGUAUGUUAGUAACCACUUAUGGGAACGGAUUGAAACUUCACACACUUAUUCACUGUGAUAAACUGACCUACAUUGCACAGGUUCCAUAACUCUAUUUUGCUUUUUUACAAAAUUAUGUCCCCUUUUCGACUUAGAAAUUCUUGGUUAAGGUUUUGUAUGUAAGCUGGUAUCUCAGUAACCACUUGUGGGAAUGGAUUGAAACUUCACACACUUAUUCACUGUGAUAAACUGACCUAAAUUGCACAGGUUCCAUAACUCUUUUUUGCUUUUUUAAGAAAUUAUGCCCCCUUUUCAACUUAGAAAUUCUUGGUUAAGGUUUUGUAUGUAAGCUGGUAUCUCAGUACACACUAAUGGGAAUGGAUUGAAACUUCACACACUUGUUCACUGUCAUGAUCUGACAUGCACUGUGUAGGUCCCAUAACUCUGCUUUGCAAUUUUUUCAAAAUUAUGCCCCUUUUUCGACUUAGCAGUUUUUGGUUAAGUUUUUGUAUGUAAGCUGGUAUUUCAGUAUCCACUUAUGGGAAAGGAUUGAAACUUCACGCACUUGUUCACUUUAUGAGCUGAUAAGCACUGUGAAGGUUCCAUAACCCUUUUUCCCAUUUUUACAAAAUUAUGCCCCUUUUUCAACUUUUGUAUUCAUUCAAUUGACAAGGCUGUUGAAUAGUCGAGCGUUGCUGUCCUCCGACAGCUCUUGUUUUGUUUAUGUUUCAUACUUCACUGCAUAGAACUAAUAUUUGUUGUAAAGAUCAUAUUAAAUUUUUCGAGAUGGGAUACAUUAUAUAUGUGUGAAAAAUAAAAUCUUUGUCGUAAA